AUGGGACCACCCCUGGCUUGGAGGCAACACUGGGGAACUUUUCUUGCUUGGCCACAGGGGAUAGCAUCAUGGAGGCUUAUAAGAAUAAAAAGAUAUUACAGAUAUAAGAAACAAAAUGCCAAAGUUAAAAUGGAGUUAAAGUUUUCUCACAAUUUUCAUAAGAUGAGAAAAAUGACCCGUCGGCAGAAUCUGAAGCUACCUUGGCUAAAGCUGAAUAGGCGGAUUGGUAAGCUGAAGCACGAAGCCGAUCUGAAUCUUCUUGUGAUAGUGAAACUGCAGCCACGUGUGAUCUCAUUUGAGGAGAAUGCGUGA
Messenger RNA from Striga asiatica, 312 nucleotides. The record is from the annotation of a GenBank genome assembly. NCBI's taxonomy places the organism in Eukaryota, Viridiplantae, Streptophyta, Magnoliopsida, Lamiales, Orobanchaceae.